Molecule: messenger RNA, 606 nt
Organism: Saitoella complicata NRRL Y-17804
Lineage: Eukaryota; Fungi; Ascomycota; Saitoellomycetes; Saitoellales; Saitoellaceae
Product: DUF1445-domain-containing protein
Exons: 1
Coding region: 46-579 (177 amino acids)
Biological process (GO): glutamate metabolic process
Molecular function (GO): D-glutamate cyclase activity
Source: RefSeq, a predicted model, not a curated record
GUCUACCGGGAUGGAAAGUUGAUCAAGUUCGAAUGUCCUGACGUGAUGGAAGAAUGGACAGAAGACCACGUCGCGUUCCUCAUCGGCUGUUCGUACUCUUUCGAGUCCGCGCUUACGUCUGGUGGUCUCGCACCCCGGCAUACGGUCAUGAACAGGAAUGUACCGAUGUAUCGCACCACUGUUCCACUCUGCCCCGCGGGUGCCUUCACAGGCAGCACCUACGUCGUCUCCAUGCGUCCCUACCCCCGCCACCUCAUCGAAUCCACCCGCACAAUAACCCGUCCCUACACCGCAACCCACGGCGAACCCAUCGCCUGGGGUUGGUCAGCCCUCCGCACCCUUGGUAUCUCUUCCAUUGAUUCCCCGGAGUGGGGAGAUGCUCCUUUGACCUUGGAUGGGAGGAAAUUGAGUGAGGUGGAGGGGGAUGAGGAGAAUGUUCCGGUGUUUUGGGCGUGUGGGGUUACGCCACAGGAAGCGGUUAUGAGGGCGGGAUUGGAGGGGGUUGUUAUGGGACAUGCGCCGGGGCAUAUGGUUGUGCUUGAUGCGAGGGAUUGGGAUGUCGUGAAGAAGGAGGAGUAGAUAGAGAUGGACAGGGGAGUGUAAGAG